Messenger RNA from Dacryopinax primogenitus, 1644 nucleotides. RefSeq names its product cytochrome P450. Gene Ontology annotation, molecular function: iron ion binding; heme binding; monooxygenase activity. Bases 1 to 1644 code for a protein of 547 amino acids. The transcript has 15 exons. The record is from RefSeq and is a predicted model, not a curated record. Lineage: Eukaryota; Fungi; Basidiomycota; Dacrymycetes; Dacrymycetales; Dacrymycetaceae.
AUGCUGGCAUUACCCUUGGUAAACAAUGAAAGUAUCUUAUCUGUCAACACUACUGCCGUCAUUGGGUUUACUCUGUUGGCUGUAUUUGGGUUGACUUACCUAGCCAAACAUCUCUAUCGGAACUUCAGCACACCAAUCAAUCAGCUGCGCGGGCCCAACAGCCCCUCUUGGGUGUUCGGUCUGGAACAAGCUGUCGUAGACGCAGAGGGCGGUACUGCAGACGAAUAUGGUUGUACCUUCAAGUAUCCAUCCUUCGUGGAUAAAUGGGAACUGUGCACGUUGGAUCCCAAGGCUGUCUCGCAUUUGCUGUCCAACAAUGAUAUCUAUCCGAAGCCAGCGAUCCUCCGGAACGUUCUGAACUCCGUAUCAGGUCUUAUAAGUGCAGAAGGGGAGACGCAUAAGAGGCAGCGCAGAAUUCUAAAUCCGUCAUUCUCUCAGGUACAGCUCAGGGAAGUCACACCAGUCUUCUUUGAGAAAGCCACAGAGCUCCGCGAUAUUUGGCAAGCUCAGAUACUGGCGGCUUCCAAUCCGGCAGAAGGACAGAAGCUGGAUGUGUAUCAGUGGCUUAGCCGUGCCACAUUAGACACCAUUGGUGUGGCAGGAUUUGGGUACGACUUUGAGUCUCUCUUUCAUGAUAAGAACGAGCUCGCUUUUGCCGUCCGCGAAUUAUUCCGCACACAGAUGGAAAAUCGAUGGCUAAAUAUGAUCCGAUUGUUUUUCCCAAUAUUGCGCCUAUUCUUGCCUGAACCGGAUCUCCAAGUCAGGAAGCGGAGCAUGCAAACAAUGCGUCGCGUUGGGAUGGAACUUAUCCAAAAGAAGAAGGCUGAGGUAGCCAGAUCGAAGGUGGGCGAAAAGGAAACUUCUGGUACAGUUGUCGGGGGCCGUGACAUCCUGAGCGCUCUCAUUCGUGCAAACAUGGCGAGCGACGUGUUACCUACACACAGGCUUACGGAUGAAGAAGUCUUAUCACAGAUCACGACGUUUCUCCUCGCUGGUCAUGAGAUCACGGGCAAUUCGUUGACAUGGUCGCUGCUAAUGUUUGCACAGCAUACGAGAAUUCAGACAAAGCUUAGAGAAGAGCUCCUUGCCGUCGCUGAAGGUCUCCCGUCCAUGGAGGAUCUCAAUUCACUCCCUUACCUGGAUCUUUGUAUAAGAGAGCUUCUCUGUCUUCAAGGGCCGGUUCGAGACACUGUCCGCGUCGCUACGCAGGAUGACAAUAUCCCCCUUCAAUAUCCGGUCAUCGACAGACACGGUAAUACACUAGAUGCUGUCAGGUUUAAGGCCGGCGAUGUCAUUCUCAUCCCUAUUCUCGCUAUUGACAAGUCUGAGCGGUUGUGGGGUCCGACUGCUCUCGAGUUUAGGCCUGAGCGUUUCCAGAGUGCGCCUGAAGCCGCAACCGCAAUCCCAGGUGUAUAUUCCCACAUUCUGACGUUCACCGGAGGGCCAAGAGCGUGCAUCCGAUAUCGCUUUUCGAUCAUCGAAGUGAAAGCCUUCCUCUUUAUCCUUCUGCGAUCUUUUAUAUUUGAGCUCCCAGCGUGUGAUAUGGAAAUCGUGAAGAAGACGGUUAUGGUUACCCGACCGUUGAUUAAAGGGGAAGAGGAGAAAGGCGCUCAGCUCCCUCUUCUUAUCCGGCCAAUUGCAUAG